GUGUCGCUAUUUAGGUCGGAACGAAUGUCUGAAAUGAAGCGGGCCACAAUUGAACGACGCACCUCCGAUAUUUCCGGCCAGCUCAGCGCGUCAGUGUUGUCAAAUCAAGAGCGGAGCAGGGAUAGCACAGCGGAGCCUGUCAGUUCAGCUGGACCCCUCAUUGUUAUCAAAUACUGCUAACUCGUUAGAGUAUUCUGCACAAAAUGGUUCUGCUGACAAUGAUUGCUCGGUUGGCGGACGGGCUGCCGCUCGCCGCGUCAAUGCAAGAAGACGAACAGCUGGGUCGGGACCUGCAGCAGUACCAGAGCCAGGCCAAACAGCUAUUCCGGAAACUGAACGAGCAAAGUCCCACUCGUUGCACAUUAGAGGCCGGAUCAAUGGCCUUCCACUAUGUGAUAGAGAAAGGUGUGUGCUACCUGGUUCUGUGUGAGGCGGGCUUCCCCAAGAAGCUGGCCUUCGCCUACCUGGAGGACCUGCAGGCCGAGUUCCACGAGCAGCACGGGAAGAAGGUCCCCACGGUGUCCCGACCGUACUCCUUCAUCGAGUUCGACACGUACAUCCAGAAGACCAAGAAGUCGUACAUCGACAGCAGGGCGCGCAGGAACCUGGGCAGCAUCAACACAGAGCUGCAGGACGUGCAGCGGAUCAUGGUGGCCAAUAUCGAGGAGGUCCUGCAGCGAGGAGAGGCCCUUUCAGCUCUGGACUCCAAGGCCAGCAACCUGUCCAGCCUGUCCAAGAAGUACCGCAGCGACGCCAAGUACCUGAACACUCGCUCCACUUACGCCAAGCUGGCAGCAGGGGGCGUCUUCUUCAUCAUGCUCAUCGUGUACGUGCGCUUCUGGUGGCUCUGAGAGGAGGGGGGGGGGGGUCCCGGGGCCCAGUGGCCUGGGGGCCGCCGCAGAAGAGGAGAGGAGGAGCCGGCGGCUUCCCUCUGUCCCGUCGCCAUUCCGAAAUCCUUCCUCUUCCUCGUAAGACUUUUCCCCUCUGGGCCACCGUUCAGUCCCGCUUCCCGCUGUCCGUAGGUCUGUAAUGUAAUUAUUAAUGUUAUUAUUAUCGCUGAGUUUUAUUAACGGCCGGGGGGGGGGGGGGUUGACCGUUAAUCAGGGCUGCUCAGCUCCAGGAACUGAACCAAGGGCCUCAGUGUCUGCUGGUAUAUUUGCCUCAGCCGUGCGCUACACCACCAGAUUUCACUGAUGAACUUCCUGAGUGAAAAAGGUAAAGUAUUUGGUGAAAUCAGGUGGUGCAGGGCAAAUGCGCAGAGAGCAGAUACCUGCAGACGCUGCGAUACCUGCAGGACCUGGAGUUGAGCAAGUGCUCUCUUUUCAAUGGCUGCCCUGAGCGAGGGUGCACGUGUUUGCGUGUAUGAGCGAGCGUGCACGUACGCAUGUGCGUACACAUGUGUUUGUAUGCCUGCGUGCGCACGUGCUUCAGUGUUUGAGCAAAUGUGCGCAUGACUGACAAGUGUAAGUGUACUUUCCCCGUGUGCAUCUCAACAACGUCUGCGUAUGUACCAACACCACUACUGCUACUCUCCCUCGGCUAACCAUGCACUCUGCGCCGCGAAGCUAUAAAAAAGUCUUACUUUCACCCAACCAGCAGGAAUCCUUCAACUGGAUGGACGCGCUUUCUCACCUCGUUAGAGAGACGAAGUAGCUCGGCCCUGAUAACGAACGAACGGCUUUAGAGCUGUGGAGAGCCAAUGGGGCGUUAGCCAACGGGUCCCAUGUUGAUGCAUUACUGGACUCUCGUGUUGACUGGCUGCUUUUGACUUUGUUUUGUGAAAAGUUUACAAAAAAAACAAGUAUGUAUAAAAGGUAAAAAAAAAAAAACCAGGAGACUGACAGUGAAUCAGAUGUUAGCAUAGCACCUUGUAGAAGAGAGAGAGAGGCUUAGAUGGCAGAUAAUUUGAGUAAAUAAUAAAGUAUCUGAUUUGCACACAAA
Anguilla rostrata (American eel) is the source of this 1941-nucleotide messenger RNA. RefSeq names its product SEC22 homolog B, vesicle trafficking protein b (gene sec22bb). The transcript is spliced from 5 exons. Gene Ontology annotation, molecular function: SNAP receptor activity. The record is from RefSeq and is a predicted model, not a curated record. The coding region runs from base 204 to 851 and encodes 215 amino acids. Gene Ontology annotation, biological process: endoplasmic reticulum to Golgi vesicle-mediated transport; retrograde vesicle-mediated transport, Golgi to endoplasmic reticulum; vesicle fusion with Golgi apparatus. Gene Ontology annotation, cellular component: endoplasmic reticulum membrane; SNARE complex; ER to Golgi transport vesicle membrane. NCBI's taxonomy places the organism in Eukaryota, Metazoa, Chordata, Actinopteri, Anguilliformes, Anguillidae.